GUGAAGAGGCGAAGACGAGCGGGCUACUUUUUGCGUCGGUCCGUUGAAUAUUGAAUUCGUGUUGCAACUGUGAAGAACGACAGUUACGCUGGUUUAUGCGUCGUCUGAUGUGCAAGAUCAAAAUGGAAGAUUGAAGUGGUCAUGGUUGGAUGACAGUUAUUAUUUCAUUUACAGUGUUUUGCAAUUGCAACCGUAAUUUUGCAACAAUAGUUAAUUUUCCUUAAAUUUUUUUAGUUGUUAAAAUAUUAUUCCCUUUGGAAGGUCUAUUUGUACGGUAACCGUAGCUAUGGAUAGAGGAAGACCAUGCCCCCCAAAAUAAACGCCCUUUGCAUCGGCAGCGUUGCAUUGCAUAGCAAUUGCAGAGCGUUGCACGGCGGGAGGCGAGGAAUAUCAGAGUGCCCUAUGGCACCCCGUCGCAGGAUCGUAGCGGCCGCUCUUGGCCUUGAGAGAGGAAAGAAGAAGUCCUGCUCUUCGGACGAUGUCACGAAGUCGUCGUCCACUUCCUCCUCCUCCUCCACAGUGAGGGGGAUUGUUUGUGUGUUGGUGACCCUGUGGAUGGUCGUGGCCGUCGAAGGGUCGUCCAACGUCUCCAACAGCGUCACUAUUGCGUCUUGCAGGGCGGCUUGUUUGCACGUGUUUACCCCAGCGAGUGACGCCAGAGAUGUCAAGUGCCGAAAAAAUUCGGACUGUUUUAUGUGUUGGAAUUCCUGUGGUAUCCUGCGCCAUCAGACGGGGAUCUGGGGAUCCAUGUGUUCAGAUCACACAGCUUGUUUGCCGGGUUGCCAAGUUGCAUGCGGUUUUUACAUGAGCUCGUCGAGAAACGGGGCGGGGCUCCGGUCCUACAUGGUCCCGCCCCCUCCUCCCCUGCCAGCCUAUCAGCCGCCUCCCAGAGUCAGUGGGAGGAGUCAAGUCGUGUGGGGGGCGCUCGAUUGGUCAGGGAGCGCUGCCCCUCCGAGGGAUGACGUCAUCUACGUCUUAUUUAUAAACAGCGGAAGCGGAUGGCGUGAAGUCGUACAGACGACCACCCGGAGUACCCACAUACCCCCAGGUGUCACUGGGGUGCCCAGGCUGCGAUUGCUAGCGGUUACCCAAGAGGGAGUUGUAGCUGCCUCCGACACUUUGCUUCAGACGCAUUCAACUCAACAGGGAACUGUGGAAUAUAAGGUGGAAGAAUUGAGACCAGGCCCUUCUGAUCAAGUUCCAGGAGAGUCCGUGAGUAGGGGCGUAACAGCAAAUCUCGAAUCCCCCGAAGUUGAACCGUCCGAAUUCUAUCCGUACGAACAUUUUGAAUCCCAGAAGGUCACUCCGAAGGAUGCAUUCCCCGAAGGGUCAUCUAGUCUGGUGGACCCGACGUGGGCGCUUCAGGUGGUGAGAGUCGAGUCUGGCAUCAUGGCCGAAGUCAAAGUUGCGUGGGAGUCAAGAGGUCCCGAAGGCGUUGAGUACCUACUCUCUUGGGUAGAAGAAACUGGAGGGGUCUCAGGACACCUCCUUACGGACCAGCUCACGACCGAGCUGUCUCUGUGGCCUGGACAGGGAUACUAUCUGCAGGUCGAACUCAUUGACUCUCAAGGAAACCCUGUGAUGAAGAGUCUUGCAACGCCUGUCAUGUUCAGAAGCGUGUCUACUGCGAGUGGUUCCAACACCGAGAGAAGCAUUCCUCCUACAGUACCUGUUCAAGAAGGUCCUCCUCCCCGUUCUCCUGCCGUUUCAGUGCCCACCGAAGCACCUACAACUUCCACCACGUUAGAUGACAUGCGCAGAUCUGGAUGGCUGAAUGAUGGUACACAGAGUAGCAUAGACGCAGCACCUGCAACUAAGACCCCGGAAGAAAACCAGCAAGAAAUAGUAGAUUAUCCUGACGAUGCGUUGUCAGAAUUACUGCCUCCAAGUAGUGAGUCUGAAUAUACAAAAGUGACUAGUCAGGUGGACUCUGACCUUAGUGGCUCAAGAUCAGGAGCAGAUGUCUCAAGUGAUAUAUCACCAGGACACCCCCCUUCAAGAGGUGGCUCUUCUACUGGAGUUUCAGCCGUAGAGAUUCCAAAGAUAGUCGCGGCUGAGGCAAAUAGCGAAGAGGUCCUAUGGUACGUGGGCGUUAGCAUAGGAGUGCUUCUCAUAUUGAUCCUCUGUAGUCUUGUCCUUUGGUCCUUGGGCAAGUGUAGGAAAACGCCAAGGAACAGCGAGUAUCUUGAGGACCGCCUUAAUGGUGUGCGUUCAUCAUUCAGAGAAGACUUCAUCAGAAGGAACUCGAACAACCCACAGACAUCCUGGACUUUCGAAAAAGGCCGGGGAUCUACGAGGGACCCUAGGAUGGGUCCUUCAUCCUCAAGAAAGGACGGCAUCCCCGGGCGUAUAGACAAUGCUUCCUUAGUGGAGAACUACGUCCUCAUGCUCGAGUCUCGCCCACCAAAAAAGAAACCGAGACACUAGUCAUUGACAUAUUUAUAGGAACAGAAGAUGUUUAGUGAGAUUCGUUUUUUGAAAGUCAAUAUCUGGAAAUUUAUUUCAAGUGAUAAAUAUAACCUUUGUUGAAACGUUUUAGUGCUUUCCUCCCCCUCAACGUUUAUGUACAUAUAAAUCUUGUGCUUUUUUCGUAUAUACUGUAAACGACACCGUAAGUCUGCAAAGACAACUGCUUUUGGUUUUGAAAGCUUCGCAACUAAAAGUGAUUCAUUUCCAGUGAACGAUGAAAAGAGUCGCUCAUAUUCGGUGAAUGUUGACAAAAUGUUAGAGUGGAAGAAAACAUAUUAGUCAUAUGAUGAUAAACUUUGGAGAGUGUUUUCAUUAUUGGUCCAGUUGUUAUAUUUAUACAGAAUUAAGUCCUUUAUUA
Messenger RNA from Macrobrachium nipponense, 2827 nucleotides. RefSeq lists its product as uncharacterized. The coding region runs from base 304 to 2427 and encodes 707 amino acids. The transcript is spliced from 8 exons. NCBI's taxonomy places the organism in Eukaryota, Metazoa, Arthropoda, Malacostraca, Decapoda, Palaemonidae. The record is from RefSeq and is a predicted model, not a curated record.